Trichoderma virens Gv29-8 is the source of this 2106-nucleotide messenger RNA. RefSeq lists its product as uncharacterized. Lineage: Eukaryota; Fungi; Ascomycota; Sordariomycetes; Hypocreales; Hypocreaceae. Gene Ontology annotation, biological process: spliceosomal tri-snRNP complex assembly. The transcript has a single exon. The record is from RefSeq and is a predicted model, not a curated record. The coding region runs from base 177 to 1727 and encodes 516 amino acids.
AGCAGUGUGAUUUACUAAACUCGCAUUAUCAAAUUUUCGUUACGACAAGGGCUUGCAAGAACACGCACGCCCAAGUCUUUGCGCCGCAUCGAGUUUCAGCAGCACAUACCUAUCCAUAUCAGGCAAACACCCAGCACAACCGCCACCAUACCAAGAAAUAUCGCCCCUUCUCAAACAUGGCUGGCGAACGCCCGUUCCCAGCAUCGCCUCUGCCCAUAGGCGGGCUGAGAAAACCCAGCUCGGGUGCUCACUCAACAAUGUCCCACGACUCGGUGCCGGUGCUCGGUGCCCAUCCCUACGGAUCUCUACAUGUUGUCCAGCCUGAUCAAACCAUGGAUACAGAGGAACGAGAAGAUAGCCUGCCACCUCCACUAGAUCCGCCGGAGAACCUGGGAGAUCGGAAACGGGUUCAGUUUAGCAAUGUUCAGCCAGAGGCCCUGGACGACUCGUCGACUCGUGUGGCCAUCAACCAUUCCAUGGGCGGAGGAGAUGUGGUGCUUAUUUUGGAUCUGCCUGAAGUCUAUCUCGUCGGAUACGACACGACCUCAUUUACUGCCAGGCAUUUCGGAGGCAUCAGAGAUAUACCGCCCGGCCCUCAUUUCUUUUGGGUAACUCACCCCGACAGCGGCGCCGUCAGGACUGGUUUCUGGAUUGUAUCGUCCGGCACACACCAAGUUCAUGUUUUGCAGUGGGACAAAUUUAACGAGACUGUUCUUGAACCAUCACGAGCAGAGGCCAGAAUCCAAGCUGAAAAUCUUGUCAAUUUUCACGACAAGCUGGUGCCCUACAACGACCCGUCGUCGGUCAACUCGGGGGUGGAAAAGCUCGAUGAGUCUGUCCAAAAAGCUUCGAGUGAGAAAUUAAAAGUUUGGAAAAGAUUGUCUGGGAGCGUCACCGAAAAAGUCCUUGGCCGCGUGACAGGGCAGCACGCAAACAGUUGGCACGUCGACACGACGGAUCGCGUCAAGGGGGCUGUGCUUUUGGCUGCAGAGAUGGAACUCGAAAGGAGAUUCUCAAACCAUCUGCUUCAGUCAAGAGAACUCAACUUUAGCUUCUCGCAGCACUCGAAAACAUAUUCUGCUGAUACUAUGGGGGCUGCUCGAAGCCUGGCUGCUACGGAUGCGACACCCUACAUGAUGUCUGUCAUGAAUGAGCCCAACAAGGAACUGUCCGAAGAUGACGUCGUUGGAGAGCUUCAGUUUGCCUUUAUUGUUGGUGUACAUCUUGGAAAUGACGCCUGUAUUCAGCAGUGGUGGCAUAUGGUGCUCAAGCUGAUCUUCAAGGCCUAUCUAUUGCCAGAGCACCGCCCAAUUCUCGCCGCUAAGCUGCUUCAAACCGUUGCCGCACAACUUGAAUAUAGCUCCGAGUGGCUGGAUGAAUCCAUCAUGGACUAUAGCGGCUCAAACAGCCAAGAGCUGAGACUCGCCCUCAUCAUCUACAAACGGCGGCUGGAUGAGGUCCUCAAGGGCCUCGGCGAUCUCGCCACAGCCGACCAGCUCAGAGUUGGCACCUCGUUCGCCAAGGUGGAGGCAGAAGUCGUGGAGCUCGGAUGGGACUUGCACGCCGACUACCUGCGAAAGGGCAAGGUGAUGAUGGAAGACGGCGAGGAGGUGGAGGUGGAAAUGGCGGAGCUGCAGGCUGAGGACGAGCGCGGCGAGUGGGCGCCCGAAGUUGUCGAGCUCGAUGAGCAUGGACGCCAGCGGGACUUGGUGUCGUGGAACGAUUAGGGGACUGCGGCCAUGGACGAGCGCGAGCGAGAUAUGGAGGAUGGCAGCGUGCAGCAUGAGGAGCCACGGGAGGGAUUAUUUGCUAGCUGGAUUGGCUUGGGUGUGGUUUCGAGGAUGGUGAAUGGGAGGAGGAUGAGUGCAUUGAAGAAGGCGAAGAAGCGGAUGAUUUUGUCAGAGUCUCCUUGAAUGGGUUUUCUUUUCUCUGGGUUUCAGUAAUUGUUAAUCCAUGUUUGGCGUUGGGGGCUGGGUGGGUGAAUAUGGAGCUUGUUUUGAUAACGGUUGGAUAGGAUGAAAAGAAAAGUGCUAUGGCUACUUGGGCCUAUGGAAGCAGUUGAGAGUCUGCUGUGCAGACGGGCUUGAAUAACAUAAUGUUUACUCG